This is a messenger RNA of Octopus sinensis (East Asian common octopus), 1151 nucleotides long. Its product is annotated as calmodulin. Gene Ontology annotation, molecular function: calcium ion binding. Bases 35 to 295 code for a protein of 86 amino acids. The record is from RefSeq and is a predicted model, not a curated record. NCBI's taxonomy places the organism in Eukaryota, Metazoa, Mollusca, Cephalopoda, Octopoda, Octopodidae. The transcript is spliced from 2 exons.
AAAUGGUUACGUGGAAUAUGAUGAAUUCCUAACAAUGAUGCAGAGAUUCUCACAACAUAGCCUAGUAACUGCUUCGACUGUAGACGAGAAAACGCGAGAGGCAUUCAGAGUGUUCGAUAUAGACGGAAAUGGUUACAUAGAUAAACAGGAACUGCAGCAGGUGAUGAAACGCCUUGGAGAGAAUAUCUCAGAGGAAGAUGUUAAAGAAAUGUUCCGGGAAGCAGAUCUCAAUAAUGAUGGGAGAAUAGACUUUAACGAAUUUCGUCAACUGCUGGGUUCCUGUAAAUUGAAAUAAUUGCCGAAGAGAUGAAUUAUUUAUGAUACACACUCACCUCUCCCUAUGUUCCCACCCCAUAUACCCGUCUCACUAAAGAAGAGAAAACCUUUUUGAAAAAAAAAUAUUUAAUUUUUUUUUUUUUUUAAUAACCUCCAACUAUCACUACCGGCACCGUCGAUGCCACCACCGCCACCACCACCACCACCACCACCAGCACAACGGAAACGAACAAUUAUCCUGAGAAAUGAUGAUGGUGAUGAGAAGGAGGAGGAGAAGAAUAUUGAAUGACGGUGGUGGUGAUGGUGGUGGUGGCGGUGGCGGUGGUGGCGGUGGUGGCGGUGGUGGGGUGGUGGUGGCGACGAUGAUGUUAAUAAAUUCAAACCAAAAGAACUAAUUCAAAACAAAACAAAACAAAACAAAACAAAAAAAAACAUACCCCCUAUCCACCUGUGGCACACUGUGCCGCAUCACAUCGUGCACCAUGUGCUAUAUAUAUAUAUUGUGCUAUAUAGCGUAUUAGUAACUGAAACCGAACCGAACCGAACUUAACCGAACUUAACCGAACUCAUCCGAAUUUAACAGAACUGAAACCUACCAACGGAAUGUGCAACCAGCCACUAGAAACCAACUGAGCAGCCAGCCAGCCAGCCAGCCAGCCACCUAGCCUAAUGAUUAUCUCCCCCCUCUUCCUCCACUUCCUGUUUAUCGUUUUCUUCGACACAUCUACUCACACCGCCACUCACCCACCUCCGCCUUCCACUUCCCGUUGUUGAUCUGAUCUGUAAAACUGAUGUUCCUGCAAACCUCACGCAUACACACACACACACACACACACACACCACACACACACACACACACACAAUACAUACACACA